Molecule: messenger RNA, 1335 nt
Organism: Rhizophagus irregularis DAOM 181602=DAOM 197198
Lineage: Eukaryota; Fungi; Glomeromycota; Glomeromycetes; Glomerales; Glomeraceae
Source: RefSeq, a predicted model, not a curated record
AUGACAUAUCAUUUCGAAACUGAAAUAACUAAAGCGCUCGAACAGCUACUUAAAACUGAAACGGAUUAUAAUGUUAUUAUUUACGCUGGAAAAAAACAUGAUUCUAAGGAAUAUCACGCUCAUUCUAAUAUCUUACGAUAUAAAAAUAUUGAGAAAAAAGAUGAAAAAUAUGUAAUUUAUAAACCGAACAUUUCUCCUCAAGUUUUUGACGUUAUUCUUAAAUAUCUUUAUGUUGGUUAUGUUGAUAUCACAGACAAAAUUGGAACCGAACUUUUAAAUAUUAUAAUCGCUUCAGAUGAAUUAAAUUUAGAAAAUUUAACUAGGCUUACUAAAGAUUAUAUUGUUGAACAUCGUCAAUUAUUACAAAAUGAUCCGGUUGAAGCUCUUCAAACUGUUUUUUAUUACGAAUCUCUCAUUAAUUUACGAGAUCUUUGUUUGGAAACAAUUUGUCUUGAACCAGAAAAUUUUUUUAAUUCAAAUAAAUUCACUCAACUAUCCGCUCAAUUAUUGGAAAUCAUUUUAAAACGUGAAGAUUUGAAUAUAGAUGAAAUUGAAAUUUGGGAAAAUAUAGUUAAAUGGGGAUUGGCACAAGAACAUAAUUUUAGUAGAGAUGUAUCUCAAUGGAAUCAAGAUGAUAUUAUGACCUUUAAAAGGAUUAUUUGUAGGUUUAUUCCUUUAAUUAGAUUUUAUGAUAUAUCUCCUAAGGAUUAUAUGAUCAAAAUUAAACCUUAUGAAGAAAUUUUAUCAAAGGAAUAUAGAAAUGAUCUUUUGAAUUAUUACAUGAUUCCUGAAUACAAGCCAAAACUUAAUAAUUUAGCAUCAAGAUAUUUAAAAGAUAUUAAUUCCGUGAUAAUUGAUCAAAGACAUGUUAACCUACUUACAAAUUGGAUUGAUAGAAAUGGGGAAAGAAAAUUUAGUCUUUAUAAAUUUAAUCUUUUAUAUAGAGCUAGCAGAGAUGGUAAUACAGCCAAAGAAUUUCAUAAAAAAUGUGAUAAUAGGGGGGCUACUAUAAUUGUAUUAAAAAUUAAAAAUUCUGAAGGAAUAAUUGGAGGAUAUAAUCCACUUGAAUGGGAUUCAACAAAUGGUUCUUUUAAACGCACGAAAGAUAGUUUUUUAUUCUCAUUUACAAAUAAAAAGAACGUCCAAACGGAAAAAGUAGGUUAUAGUAAUGGUAAUAAAUAUUAUAUAGUUUGUUAUCCAUAUUUCGGUCAAAUAUUUGGUUAUAAUAACUUAUAUUUACAUAAUGAUGGUACUUGGACAAGUUAUCCUGAUGAUAAUCCAUGUUCUUAUCCCAAACUUGAUGGUAUACCGAUAGGAACCUUUGAUGUUGGAUGA